AUGAAUGACCUCAUACGACUGAUCGUCAGCCGAAGCGAGUACGAUAUGGUGGAUAUAAAAAAGCAAUUCCAAGAAUUGUACAAAACUUCUCUAGAAGAAAUGAUUAAGGCCCAUUGUUCAGGAAUUUGUAAGGAUGUGCUUGUUGCUCUCGUUAGAGGCACUAAUGAUGACUUGCUACGUAAGCCUUCUCUCCUCUGCACCUGCACUCAUAAGUUACAGUAA
Molecule: messenger RNA, 222 nt
Organism: Cylicostephanus goldi
Lineage: Eukaryota; Metazoa; Nematoda; Chromadorea; Rhabditida; Strongylidae
Source: the annotation of a GenBank genome assembly